CCAGGUUCAGAUUCCACCUGGGUGUCUCCUUCAGAAGUGCCGUCAAUGGUGCCGUCACUGUGCGAAGUCCUGGUGCUGUCCUGGUCACGUUUUGGCUCAGACGGAGAGGGGCCCUGGGAUUGAUCUCUAGAAGGCCCCUCAGCUAUCUCAGGCCCUUUCUGUUGCAGGAGGCAACAGUCUCAUGUUUCGACCAGCUUUGCUUUUUCUCGGUGUACAUUUACUCCACGGAGAACGAUUGCCCGUGAACCAGCCCGACUUGGAGGAGGUCUCAGGCAGUCCGAGUCCGCAGGGCCUCCUCCAGACCCGCGAAGAGUCUCAGCAGUCGGGGACCCAGCAGAAGCUUCGCACUGCUCCGCGGCGGAUAGGGCGUAGCAGGCGGCAGCGCUUCCAGACGCGACAAAGACAUCGCCAAACGUCUCGGCGAAAGCGGGAGAAGGGCUUUGUUGGAACCGCAGACUUGCAGCGAAUCUCCAAAGCCGAAAAGCGGCAGCGGCUCUUCGGGCGACAUACAUCGCAGGCGGAGUAUGUGAGCCGUGCUCGUGCGGUCUCGGGAGCCAACAGCAGUCAUCGAAGAUGGGAUUUAGUGGGUGGCCCUGAUGCUGGGAUGAGCGAUGACCCGGAACCAGAUGUCGGAGACAGGUAUGCCAGGCUGACCGAUGAGCAGCGAAAGCAGAUCAAACUCUUAGAACAGGAGCUUGAUAGCGAUGUCCCUCCGAACCACACGGGCCUGUUGGGCCCCAUGGCAGAGCAGCCGAUGUUGAUGGCGGUGGCCGGUGGCAUUGGCGCGUCGGUGGGCAACACGGGCAGCAUCAAUUUCGACCGCACGCCUCAUCCUGGAAGCGACUUGAUCCGACGGAUGAAGAUGCAAGACUUGGUGGUGAUGUGCUUGCUCUUGUUUGUGUACUUCGCAACGCUUUCCUUUAGUGCAUGCUUGGCACACAGACAGGCAGCGAAUCGCUCCAGGGUGAAGUUCUACGCGGAUCCGAGAAUGUUCAUCAACACGGCUGACCAGGAUGGGGAGGAUGCCUUUCUGGAGGCCUUCAACCAACAACCCAAGCAGGUGCACUUGCGGGUCACCGGGUAUUUGCCCGUGGCCAACAACUUUCCGGGCUCCUUCUUUUGGAGAGAUGGCCUCUAUGCUGUCGCCUUCUCCUUCGCACUGGACUUGACGCCUUGGGUGGCGAGAGGGACGCCAGAGAAUACUGACACAGAUGAUGAGGAUUCCCCGGAGGUUGGAGUGGCUUCAGAGGACUACGCCCAGCUGCAAAAGUUCCUGGCGAACAACACCAACGAUCUUAGCAUCGUGCAAGUGCGGAAGCACAUCCAGUGGCAGUGCUGGGAUGAGCUCGCCAUGAACAUCAAGCAUCAGAUUCGACAAAGUGGUUUCGAAGGAGUGCUGAGCAUCGACCGCACCGAAACAGAGGAGAUGUGUGUUUACAAGAACACCCAAUGGGCCAACUUCAUGCACGGCAAAGCCCUGAAGGUCUUGUUGGCCCUUAGUGUGGUGGGAUGGAUUUUCUACGUGCCGUACAUGUGGAUGCGCUGUACCUAUUUGCCCAUUCGCUGUGCCCACCACAUCAACAUUUCAAUUGGUGACUACUGGCAGCACAUCGCAGAGGGUUUGAGCGCCAAUGGAUUUUUGGCCGGAGAUGGGCCACAGAUCGUCUUCCCUGCUCAGCAAGCAGCACGGCAGGACUCCUCAGAUGAUGUGGACAGCGAGUGAAGUAGCAACACAAAGUCCUCCCUUGGAGCCUUUCUUUAUGCCGGAUAACCCAUCAGCUGGUGUUUCUAUUGUGGGCAUCUAGGACGAAACUUUAAAGGG
This is a messenger RNA of Durusdinium trenchii, 1822 nucleotides long. Lineage: Eukaryota; Dinophyceae; Suessiales; Symbiodiniaceae. The record is from the annotation of a GenBank genome assembly.